GAAUGCAUCACCCGCGAUCGUCGGUGAUGAGACUGUAUAUGCCGCGGAAGUGUACACAACCGCGAGGUAUGCAGUCUCAGGGAAUAUGUCCUUGCUACUGACGUGGGUAUGCAUCGAGAUGUAGUGGAAGUGGACAAGGAGAUCACCCCGCUCUCCCUGGCUAGCGAGAAGUGGCGUAAACCGGUCGUACUUGACACCAACGCUCGCAGGGAAGUAUGGCAGACCAAGGAGCUUCAAGGACGCUUUUUGCGAGCCCUACAUGGGCCGGAUGUAGACCAGUUAGCGUCCGUAUCCUGGCUGCGUUUCGGAGACCUCUUUGGGGAAACCGAAGGGUUUGUCUGUGCAAUUAUGGAUGAAGUUAUCAUGACGAAUAACUACCGGAGAUUUAUUGUGAAGGACGGCACGGCUGACAUCUGUCGGGCAUGUCACCGUCCGGAAGAAUAAAUUCGUCACAUAAUCUCUGGUUGUUCUCGUCUAGCUAACGGCGAGUACUUACAUAGGCACAACCUUGUAGCUAGGAUCAUCCAUCAGCAGCUUGCUCUGAAGUACUCUCUUGUGGGAUCGGAAGUGCCGUACUACAGGUAUGAGCCCGACCCAGUUCUUGAAAAUGGUCAGAUCACCUUGUACUGCGACCGGUCUUUCAUCACUGACAGGACUAUUGUAGCCAAUAAGCCUAAUAUAGUGGUGGUAAACCGAAACGAGAGGCGUGCAAUGAUUGUUGACAUAGCUGUCCCACAUGACGAGAACCUCGUGAAAGCUGAGAAAGAUAAGCUAAAUCAAGUAUAUUGACUUGGCACGCCGCGAGGUUGUCGACAUGUGGGAAGUGGAUUCGGCUAUCAUUGUGCCGAUAGUCGUGUCAGCCAAUGGCUUAAUAGCUAAGCGCCUCGACCAACACCUUAGGAGGCUCUCGUUAGGUGGCUGGAUCAAGGGCUUGAUUCAGAAAGUGGUAGUCCUGGACUCGGCUCGUAUGUCAGGAGGUUCCUUUCUCUGGAGCCCUGACCGCUAGGUUAGCUAGGUAGCUAGGACCCUGUUCCCCAUACCGGUGGGACACUAUUUUUUAUAUUUUUAAAUGUUAUUUAUUAUAAAGAAAUAUUUAAAAAUGUAAUUUAUAU
Molecule: messenger RNA, 1112 nt
Organism: Spodoptera exigua (beet armyworm)
Lineage: Eukaryota; Metazoa; Arthropoda; Insecta; Lepidoptera; Noctuidae
Source: the annotation of a GenBank genome assembly